Colletotrichum costaricense is the source of this 660-nucleotide messenger RNA. RefSeq lists its product as uncharacterized. Lineage: Eukaryota; Fungi; Ascomycota; Sordariomycetes; Glomerellales; Glomerellaceae. Bases 1 to 660 code for a protein of 219 amino acids. The transcript has a single exon. The record is from RefSeq and is a predicted model, not a curated record.
AUGGACAUUGGCGGAAAGAGCGAGCGUUUGCAACACGCGCACCUAUACACACGACACAUGUGGAAUGGACAAAGCCUGUUGCCACCCCCGCAAAGGGCAGAUGCUGGGGAGAGGGUUCCUCGAAACACCCCCGAUUCCGAUAAAGAUCACGGAACAGAGCGGAGAAAGAUAGUACGACGAUGGAAAGAGACACAUUCCGUCAUAAAUCCGAAUCUUGACAUCGCCCCAGAAAACCGGGGAACACAAAGACCGUUCAGGGCACUCCGGGUGACCGUCUGCAAAAUUACGAUGGUGGUGGUGGUGAGAUGUCGCUUCCUCUGCUCGGUUAGACAAGCGAGGAAGCUCUUCCACGAUACUCCGUACGCCUUCCUUUCUUCCACCUUCCGCUGUCAAGGUGGGAAAGGCAGAGAACGUGCUUUGUGCAGCGGUGGUGGGGUGAUUUUUCGGCCGGCCGGGACCCAGCGAAGUUGGUGUAAACGGCAUAGUGAAGUUUGGCAUUUUGUUACCGGCGGGACGGACCGGGGGAACGUCAUGGGUCACGCCAGAGCGGAGCUGGUGUCGCCAGGUCGGUGUCGUUUGUGGGGGGGGGGGGGGACGUUCUCGGCUGGGCUUGGCGUCGUACCGAAAUCUCACGAUGGGGAGUGGAGUUGUGUGGUGUGA